Pecten maximus is the source of this 759-nucleotide messenger RNA. Its product is annotated as neuroglobin-like. The transcript has 2 exons. NCBI's taxonomy places the organism in Eukaryota, Metazoa, Mollusca, Bivalvia, Pectinida, Pectinidae. The record is from RefSeq and is a predicted model, not a curated record. Bases 1 to 759 code for a protein of 252 amino acids. Gene Ontology annotation, molecular function: oxygen binding; heme binding.
AUGACAUCACAGUUCCGCCAUUUUGGAUUCAAGUGGUACGUUUCAGGAAACAAACCCCGUAAACCGGUCCGGAUCUGCUGGUACGCCCUGUUCCAUUACGAGUACAGCAUAUUCGUACCGGUGCAACUGGUACGAACCCGAUUUAUAAAGGAACGCAAGGUUGAAAGUGGAAUUAUGGGAUGUGCACAUUCUAUGAAAGUUGCAAGCAAACCCAGUGUUUCAACGGCAAAGAAGAAUUUUGUGACAGAUAAACAAAAGCGCAUCAUAAAGAAAACAUGGAAAAUGAUGUGCAGCAAUAUAACAGGACAUGGUGUGAAGGUUUUUCUUAGGAUAUUUCAACUCCAUCCUCAUGUCAAACAACUGUUCCCGUGUAGGGACGUGGAAGGGGAAGAUCUGUUACGCGACUCCAAUUUCAAAGGACAUGCCUCAAGAUUCAUGCAGGCCGUCGGUGCGGCGGUGGAUAACAUUGAUGACAUUGAAGCAGUAUUAACGCCAUUGCUUUUUGGACUUGGAAGAAAUCACAUCAAGUUCACCGGUUUCAAGAACGAGUAUUUCGACGUCUUUACUGAGGCUAUGAUGUAUACGUGGCACGAAGAAUUGCAAGAAAAGUUUAAUGACGAGACUAGCCAGGCAUGGGCAACUAUAUUUGAAUUCAUAAUGGGCAACCUGAAAGCAGGGCAUUCAGAAGCCUUAGCUAAUAGCCAAAGGAUUGAAAAGAGCAAUAUUGAAGAAACAGAAUUCAUUGGAGUGAAUAGUUAA